Molecule: messenger RNA, 706 nt
Organism: Bacillus rossius redtenbacheri
Lineage: Eukaryota; Metazoa; Arthropoda; Insecta; Phasmatodea; Bacillidae
Gene: awd
Product: nucleoside diphosphate kinase
Exons: 4
Coding region: 105-617 (170 amino acids)
Biological process (GO): UTP biosynthetic process; CTP biosynthetic process; GTP biosynthetic process
Molecular function (GO): nucleoside diphosphate kinase activity
Source: RefSeq, a predicted model, not a curated record
UGUCUACGGAGCUUUCAUCCGCGAAGUGGGACCUACUCCUACUUGCUGCUUGAUAUUUCUUCCCAUUUGCCCUCUGCAGUCUCUUGCGGUGACGUUUAGGUCGCAUGGUUAUUUGUUCGGUUCUUGCUAUCUUUUCUUUAUUUUCAAAAGCAAUGGCUGCAGCUAGAGAACGCACUUUUAUCAUGGUUAAACCAGAUGGUGUUCAACGAGGUUUAGUUGGAAAAAUAAUAAAGAAAUUCGAAUCUAAAGGUUUUAAACUAGUUGCCAUGAAGUUCACGUGGGCGACUGAAGAGCAUCUUAAGAAACAUUACGCUGAUCUGGCUGCAAGACCUUUCUUCCCCGGCUUAGUGAAGUACAUGUCAUCUGGACCGGUUGUGCCAAUGGUGUGGGAGGGCCUGAAUGUGGUGAAGACUGGCAGGGUGAUGCUGGGCGCGACUGAUCCCAAGGACUCUGCCCCGGGCACCAUCAGGGGCGACCUGUGCAUCCAGGUUGGCAGAAACAUUAUCCACGGAUCUGACUCAGUCGAGGCUGCCCAGAAGGAGAUCAACCUGUGGUUCGACACCAAGGAGGUGAUCGCCUGGCAGCCAGCAGUCGAGGCCUGGGUGUACGAAGACUAAAUGUGACCGAGCAGUUCCUUCCAUCGUGCAGUGGAUUGUCAACUGUACACUCUACAAGCAAAUAAACACGUUCUAUGACACGUUUUCUA